Molecule: messenger RNA, 1677 nt
Organism: Microthlaspi erraticum
Lineage: Eukaryota; Viridiplantae; Streptophyta; Magnoliopsida; Brassicales; Brassicaceae
Source: the annotation of a GenBank genome assembly
AUGAAAAGGCAAAAAGUAAUAGAGUUAGAUUCUGUUGAGAAGACGAAGAGCUUCAACAUCGAUUGGGAUGCUGUUCUGGGCGAAGAGGAAGAAGUGCCGGACCUCGAGAUCAUCGGCAGUGACUUCAAAAAUCCGCCGCCUGACCAUAAUUCCGGCGAUGAUUUAGCCGACUGCGUGCGAUCCCUCACUGACAGCCAACUCGACGAGCACCUAGAGCGUCAGAGAUCGCUUCUCUCUGCUUUCAGUAACAGAUUGCCCGACAAGGGCGCCAAGAUCGGCACCAGAAUCGGAAACAUCGAGUACGAGAAGCAGCUCAGGAUGCUCCGCCGCACCAAAACGGAUACCGGCGAAUGUAAGAUUGUCGUACAUCCGAAAAGCUCAGAUGUGUUUAGGCAAGCGAAUACAUCCUCGAAAGACGUGUCUCGGUCAACAUCUGCUGCACAUUUUCCCAAAGUGGAUUCUCUAUCACAAUCAGUGAAACUGUUUAAUGAAGAACUGCAAGUUUUGGGACGUGAAAGCUUGAAACGUGAAAGCUUGAAAAGCAAGGCUGGUAGUGGUAGAGAGACAAUAACAAAGCAAAACAAUGGGUGGCGGUCGGUGCCAACGUUACGCAAGUCUUUCAUCAGUGAAAAUAACUUUUAUUCUGGAGUUAAAGAUCCAAAAGGGAAUCGAAAAUCCAACGAAGCCUCUGUAAAAAGCAGGGCAAAGGAAUCUUCUCCUUAUUUGCUUGUAGAUGAUGAUGAUGAUGACGAAGAAGACGUCAUUGGCUAUGAAACUCCUAGGGAGUGGAGUUUGAAAGCAUCAAGCUGCAGGAAGAAAUCAGAUGCUAAAAUAAUUAAUUUGGAUGAAGAGGAACCUCAUUCUCCAAUGGAAGUAGAAGAAUCAUUUGAACUUCCUCAAGGGUUACCGGAAGAUAUUUGCUACCCAUCAAGGGAUGACCCAGACCAUGUUCAGUUAUCUCUUAAAGAUCUUAAAUGCCUUUCACCUGGAGAAUGUCUUACCUCGGCAGUUAUAAAUUUCUACAUCAGGUUCUUGCAGCACCAUGUGUUUUCAGCGAAUCAGACAGCUGCUAAUAGUCACUUCUUCAAUACGUUUUUCUACAAGAAGCUCAUAGAAGCUGUUUCAUACAAGGGUAACAACAAGGAUGCAUUUUUUGUGAAGUUCAGGCGGUGGUGGAAGGGUUUUGAUCUAUUCCGAAAAUCAUAUAUAUUUAUUCCAAUACAUGAAGAUCUCCACUGGAGCUUGGUAAUAAUUUGCAUCCCUGACAAGGAAGACGAAUCAGGAUUGACUAUACUUCACUUGGAUUCAUUGGGACUUCACCCAAGAGAUUUAAUUUUCAACAAUAUCAAAAGGUUUCUGAGAGAGGAAUGGAACUAUCUGAAUCAAGAUGGUCCUUUGUUGGAUUUACCAAUCUCAGAAAAAAAUUGGAAUGAUCUUCCAAAUAGUAUCAAUGAAGCUGAAGUGCAGGUUCCACAACAGAAGAAUGAUUUCGACUGUGGUUUGUUUGUGCUCUUCUUCAUAACGCGGUUCAUAGAAGAGGCUCCUCAAAGGCUGACAUUGAAGGAUUUGGGAAUGAUUCACAAGAAGUGGUUUAAACCCAAUGAAGCCUCCGCUUUGAGGCACAAACUCUGGAACAAACUUGUUGAUCUCUUCCGCAACAGUAACCAAUCAGAUUAA